UUUUGUACCCCCACGAUGCGUAUAGUCGUAUAUAAACACACUCAAAAAAAAAAAUACUUUAGUGCGUUUUCAUAUAAAUCCAUACCUAUACUCGAAUGAAUUGUUUUACUAGGCGGUUCAUAAAAAAUCGAUUUUAUAGUAGGCAAUCGUAUGGUUUGUUAAAUAUCUAAUGAAUAGGUAUAUCGAUUUAAACUGCCACUAAAAAUAACACUUUAAUAGGCCCUAUUGUUAUUGUACACUAAAAUAUGUAAGAGUGAGUUAGUUGCACGUUUAAUGUAGAUGGAUCAUUAAAUGCCUAUUACGACUCUAUUAUAAUUUACUUAUAAAAUCGAAUCUAAUAAUAUAAGUAAUACUUAUCUUUUAAUUGUUUAAUUUUUGUUGUUGUUUUUUAUUUUUUUUUACCCCAUCGAAAAUGAAAUACGACGUGGUGUAUUAAAAAAAUAGGCACGCGUUUUAGUCUUCUAGAACAAUUUACAUCACGUAUUAAAUACAAUAUAUAUAUAUAACAUCUAUUCUACCGUUACCAUGGAUACUGUAAUACUUUUGGAUAUAAUGAUAUGAAACGUUUCGGCCGUUUCGGGGAUGGUAUAUCGUUUACUGUAACCUUAAUAUGUAUUUAGAUAUAUAGCGUGUUAUUCAACAGUAUAUUAUGUACCGUACAGUCAUCUUUUUGUAUGCAUACACUUACAUCAUUGGCUGUUUGGAGUGUGAAGUGUGAAGUGUGGGCAAGACGAAGAUCACUGUGUCGUCAGCGACCACCAAUAUGUCCAUGUUGUGGUAUAGUGUGUUUGCGGUAGUGCGUGCGCAACAUUGCGCUUGGCCUACUGACCUGUUUGCUCAGGACCUGCCGAGUGCCGACUUCAGUCUGAUUCUAGUCGCCGAACGUGACGCGCGAAUUGCGUGCAUUAUAUGUUGUGUCGUACUUCUCACCUCUCCCAGUGAACUAUUAUUAUUAUUAUUAAUUUAUUAUAUUAUUUAGUUUGUUUUCAUAUAUUAUUCAUAAAACAUUAUUAUUAUUAUUAAUAUUAUUGUUUUCCUAUACGAUUCUUAUUAGUAUUUUCAUUACAUUAACAUAUAUUCGCAUUUUAAUGUAACGAUGAGUUUUUUUGACUCGUCGAGCAGUGGAAAAUCAUGUCCUCUAUAAAACUGCAAAACAGCCUGUCUUUGAGUCCGUUUAAUUUCGAAAACGAUGCCGAUGAACCCUACGAACCGUCUUCUCCCGAUUCGCUGUGCAGCGUGUACUUAGACACGAACAAUUCUCGACUGGGUCCAUAUGAUCUCCAAGAGUCUAGGACUAAGAUGAGCGGCGGCGCAAGCCCAAGCUCUGCGUUGCCCAAAAAGAAGAAAAAAAGUGACGCUAAGGGUCAAUCUCAAAUAAACAAGUGCCGUAAUGAAAAACGUCGGCGAGAACAGGAAAACAUAUACAUCGAGGAGCUGGCCGAGUUGAUCUCAGCUAGUUUUGCGGACAUGAAUUCCUUGUCUGUAAAACCUGAUAAGUGCGCCAUUUUACAGGAAACUGUGAAACAGGUGCGAGCCGGGACUCAUAGACUUUCAUCUGAUCAAACAGAAAGUUUAAUUAGUACAGAAGCCGCUGUCCAACAAGGCGAAGUAUCUUCGUCAAAACCGACUAGAAUAUCAAAUACAGAAUUGGCACCUUUGUUACUUUCGGCAUUAGACGGGUUUUUAUUUGUUGUAAAUGCAGACAGUCAAAUAGAAUUUGUAACAGAAAAUAUACAACAAUUUCUACAUUAUAAUAAAGAAGAAUUACUUGGUAAGAGUGUUUAUAAUAUUAUUCACCACGGUGAUCACACCAAGUUUGGUGUUCUUUUAAACAACCCAUUGUUAAUCUACGAAUCAUCAAUUGGUUCUCUGGGCUCUAACGUACCAACCACUCCUCUUAUGGAGCAAUCGCCCUCUGGUUCCAAAGGGAACAAUUGGAAUCAGAGGUUUACUAAAAAAUUUAAUUGCCGGCUAUUAAUCAAACCCCAAUCUGAUCAAGAUCAAACUAUUGAAGAAAAACAGACAAGGGUUAGCCAGUACGAAACGUUACAGAUAUCGUCUACAAAAAUUAAUGGUGGUAUGGUCGAUGACGAAGAUAGUACAGAUGGCAUUAGCCAGAACUUGUUAUGCAUAGCACGGCGAGUGCCAUAUAAUGAAAAACAUUUAAGUCCACCUUUGGAACAGUUUACAAUUAAACUUGAUCAAAAUGGGAAGAUUUUAGCUUUGGAUACCAAAGAUGUAUCUGAUGUUUAUGCUCAACACAUAAAUAAGGAUUGUUUGGUGGGUAGAAUGUUACAUGACAAAUGUCAUAAAAAUGAUGUAAUAAAAGUGGCCAACCAUCUACAAGAAACACGUCGAGCCGGUUUUGGUACAAGUCCAGUUUAUAAGUUACAUUUAAUAGAAGAUAAAUAUGUAAAAGUUCAAACUAAAUCUAAGUAUUUCAAAAGUAACGAAAAUCAAGAAAUGGACUUUAUAAUGGCUGCGCAUUCAAUCAUUGUUGAUAGUGAAAUGUGUGCUAUGAUCGAGAACAACAGUGCUCGUGCAGCAGCAGCAGACCCAUUGAAUGCCUCAUUAAAUGGGACAGAUCCAUUACCAUUAAUGACUAAUAAUGUUGGAUCUAAUCAGUCUGUGUCAAUCAUGCAGUCUGAAUCUAAAUUUGGUAAUGACUAUAACAUGACUCCGUCAGCUGAUCUCAAUUUUUCCGAUUUCGGAUUAUUUCCAAGUACAACAUUUGGUGAUAUGUUGCAAGAAAAUAAGUGGUCUGAACCAUCUACAAACUCAGUUGAAGCACCAUCUAAAAUUACACCAGUACCUAGCCCAGCUACUGUGUCAUCCAAUCCACAUACUCCUGUGGCACAAUCACAAUACACUUCAUUCCCUUUCAGUCCACUCAUACCAUCACCAAAAGACUCUUAUGACUCUUGUGGAAGUGUGGAUAGAAUGGAAUCAGCUCGGCUGCGAACAUUAUUAAUGAAACGAACUGAUGGAUCAGCUGAAGAAAACAAUGUAUCAAAGAACAAACAUAAUAUAUUAAAAGGAUUAUUGAAUCCAGAUGAUAUGGCUUCCCAAAGUGCAGAUGACGAGUCUACUAAUCAUAGCACUCCACCAAGUCCUGCUAAUGUACGGCAAGCAUCUCGCAGUAAUUCUACCAUGAAUGAAGCUCCAUCAACUCCAAAUAAUGCUACUACCAGCAAUAAUAAUAACAAUAUGUUGCUUAAGUUAUUAAAUGACAAAAGCGAAGAUGAAGACAUUGAAGCUCGAGCAGGGCUUAAAAAACAAAAUGAUCUUCUUCAGCAAUUACUAAAAGAUGAUGAUAAUGUUAGGCAGCAUGGAAUCAUGCUUGAGCAAAACGAUCAACAUUCGAAUGAGGACUUAAUACUGAAUAGUAUGGGUUUUCGUAUUUUGUCCCCUACUUCACCAGAUAGUCAUAACCAUGGUCGUAAACGAAAUAGUAUAAGUGCUGACGAUGAAAAUGAUCAUCCUCCGUUGAAACGUACCAAUAGCUCAGGUGGAAAUUCAGGUCCUUCAGUUCUUGAAUCUAUGCCUAGCCCUAGUGGCUCUCAGGUCCAAGUUACCAAUAGUAAAUUACGUGAGCGAAACAAAAUGCUUGCUUCAUUGUUAGCCAAAGAUCCUCCUCCCACUGCUAUUCCAGCAAUACCAGCUUCUGUCAUAUCAGCUACACCUCAAGACAAAUUAGUUACGAUUAUAAAACAUCAGCAACAACAACAGCAGCAGCAACAACAGUCUGCUAGCGGCUGGAACAUGAACAGUGGACAACAUCCAAUGACUUCGUCAAAUGUGCAACAAAAUCAACUUCAUAGUCACCAAAGGAUUUUACUGCAAAAAAGUGGUAAUAACUUGUACCUAAAUCAUAUGCUGGAUCAACCACAGGCUAACCAAAGUCAAAACCAAAUUCAAAUACAACAAAUGCGACAAGUUACCUCCUCAGCUAUUAGUGGCUAUAGUUCUCUAUUAAGUAAUAUAGCUGAAUCAAAUAGUAACAACUUACCAUUUAAUUCGGAUCCAGAAUUAUCAGAACUUUUAGAAGAAGUCAUGGAUAUCAUGAAUGUUACUUCAGAAACACCAAGUGCCCCCAAUCCUGUUGGACAAAACACUACCAACCAAAAUUCUUACAAUUCAUUAAUGAAUGAAAAAAUGGCUGUAAAUGCUAUUCAAAAAUCUUUAAUGCAAGUUGAAUCUACAGUCAAAUCGCCUUCACCGUUGAACUAUGGUUCUCCCAGUGGAAGCAAUCAUCAUGCACAAAACCAAUUUAUUCCACCUCCAGCAUAUCAACCUCAGCAAAAAAACACUGUCAGAUUUAAUCCACAGCAAUCUCCUAGGCCACCAUAUCCUAAGAAUGUUCAAACUCCACCUUUGCAACAACAGCAGUUAAUAUUGCAGCAACAACAGCAACAAAAACAAAGGUUAAUUCAGCAACAACAACAAAAGCAAAGACUUUUGCAGCAACAACAACAACAAAAAAUAAUGGUUGUUACAACAAAUGCUGCAACUUUACCAGCCCCAGAUCCUACUACUGCUUUACAAACUAUUGAUUCAUUGUUAAAUAAUACCGGUCCACCUAAUGUUGCGUUACAACGUUCCUCAAGUGUACCUGAUUCACAAUCUCAACUAAGUCCAGUUUAUGCUGCGCCUUGCAGUGUGUUGCUCAAUUCAUCUCAGAUCUCACCUUCAUCUAACCGACAACCCCCAUAUUCUACUCUUACACAACAGUCUUUCCCUAUUUUAAAUUAUGGAACUACUACACAAACUCAAACCACUACACAAGCGCAACAAAUUGUUCAACAGACCACAUCAAGAAUGUCUCCAUCAUCACAUUCACAAUAUCAAAAUCCUAUCAACCCUUGUGUUAGCCAACAACAGCAAACACCAAAUAUUUAUAUUAGCCAAACACAACAACCUGGGGUGUGGACUCAACAAAGAUUGACAUUACACCAACAACAGAAUCCUAUGCUUAACGCUCAACUACAGAUCACGGGUGGUUUCAAUAACAAUUCUGUUAGGCAAAAUUUUAUUAAUCAACAGCAACUAAGUCACGGGAAUGCCACUCGUGUGUUAACAACUCCUGUAGGUUAUAAUACUGAAGUACCGCCCAAUACCAAUUGUCAACCACAGCAACAGCAGCAGCAGCAAUACCGGUCACCUAGAAAUAUAAAUAUGACAACUACUAAUUCACAAAUCCAGGGUGGGAAUAAUGGUGUCACAGAAUUUACUAGAAAUGAAUUGCGGGCAUUUGUAGGUGUUCGUAGUCAACAACAGGGAGUAACUCGAUUAUCUAAUCAAUUAUUACCUGGACAAAAUGUUAAUUCUGCAGAACUCGAUCCGUUGGGUUUAAGUUUUGAAAUGUCUCCUACAGGUGGUAAUGAAAGUCCCAAGUGGUCUAAUUUAAAUUCAGAUUUAAGUUCAUCCUCACCACAGCCCCAGGGAAUGCCUGCAAGGAAUUCAAUAAAUGACUCUUCUUCAAGAACUAGUAGUGCAAAUUCAACCACUAAUGUAACUGAUCAAAAAUCAUCUUCUCUUCUGCAAAAACUGCUUUCGGAAUAAAUACUUGUUUUACCUUAUGUAAAAGCUGGUUACAUUUUGGGUUGAAUUGUUUUAGAUAUUAUUAUUAUUAUUACUUUUUUUUUUUUAAUAUUAUAUAUUUAGUUUUUUAUUUACUUAUUUAAUUUAGUUGUAAAAAAAAAACAAUUUGGAAUUUUAACAAUUUAACUAUGUACAAACCUACCUACUUUACUUAAAUAGGUGUACAUAAUAUUUUUAGAGUAUAGGCUUUAAUGUUACAUGUUGUUUUAUUUAUUAAUAAGGAUAAGUUAUUAAUCAUUGUUUUGUUUUACUUGCCAAUGU
Molecule: messenger RNA, 5862 nt
Organism: Rhopalosiphum maidis (corn leaf aphid)
Lineage: Eukaryota; Metazoa; Arthropoda; Insecta; Hemiptera; Aphididae
Gene: tai
Product: nuclear receptor coactivator 3
Exons: 22
Coding region: 1132-5562 (1476 amino acids)
Biological process (GO): cellular response to hormone stimulus; positive regulation of transcription by RNA polymerase II
Cellular component (GO): nucleus
Molecular function (GO): nuclear receptor binding; protein dimerization activity
Source: RefSeq, a predicted model, not a curated record